Molecule: messenger RNA, 1152 nt
Organism: Priceomyces carsonii
Lineage: Eukaryota; Fungi; Ascomycota; Pichiomycetes; Serinales; Debaryomycetaceae
Exons: 1
Coding region: 1-1152 (383 amino acids)
Source: RefSeq, a predicted model, not a curated record
AUGUCAAUUUAUGGGUGCCUUCAAAGACAGUCGAUCAGGGUCUUUUCCCUGCAUUGCUCGAUUUUGAGGCAAAUCUAUACACGAACAACACUCAACCCGACAAACUUCACUCUAAGAGAGCCAAAGAAUAUCUCGUCUAAAUGUGUUUUGGUGUUAGCCACUCAGAAUGUAUUACAUGAUGUUAUCAAAGAAUCAUUGAAACAUCAUGAAAAGACUGACCUACAAAUUGUAGUAGCGGGCAUUGACUCAGUUACUCCAAAUUCACAAAGAAACGGUGUUUCAGAGAUGUGGCUCGAUCAGUACGUGAAAUUACAUGAUGCAAAUCUCUUAAGCGAAAGGGACGAUUUUGACAGUGCUCCAGAAGAGCAUGAAGAUCCUAAGUCAGUCAAAUCAAGAAAAAAUUGGAAGCAAAUUGAUAAAUGUUUAAAAAUUAAUUUCUCAGAGCAUUCUAGAGUUGAACUACAGCCCAGUAACACACUUUUCUCUACAGGAAAUUUGGUUACGAUGUUCUAUCUCCAGCCCAGACAUUUAAAAGAUCAAGCAUCAGGGCAAAUUUUAAAUAAUCUUACGAUUGACCUUUCCUCUGGCAUAAUUCCAGAAAGUCCACCUACAGAAAUAUAUGACAAAUGGACUCCAUUGCAUUCACAGUCUGAUGAAACCUUGAAGAUCACAGACUGUGUCGGAAAUUUAGUGAAAGCCAUUAAUAAGAAAUCUGCCGCUGGAUACCUUGAGUCAAAUGAGAUGCUUUCAAAUAUUUCUUCAAAGGAUACUGAAGUUUAUGUCAAGAUAUUUCCAAGAAGUAAUAAUCACAUCUUACGGUACAAAGUGAUAGCAGGGGGUGGCGGCUGGGGUUCCAAGGCCAAUAUCCUUGUACUCUCUCCAAAUGCAAAUAUUCACAAAGGCGACAAGAUUGAAUUUUACAUGCUUACUCCAGAAGAUAAGAAACACAACAAUAACCCCAUGUCAAAGCUUCCGCAGUCACUGGAGGUAAUCAUUUUUGAGCGCACCUAUGAAGAGUUUUCGUACAACUCCGAGGAUUGCGGAGUAGAGGAGGUUUUAGAAAAUGUCUUUGGUUGCGGAUGUGAGGCAGGCUUCAAAUACAACAAUAUAAUGUAUGUCUCCUCCGGUGAGAGAUUAAUUGUUUUAUUGUAG